Molecule: messenger RNA, 1683 nt
Organism: Lichtheimia ornata
Lineage: Eukaryota; Fungi; Mucoromycota; Mucoromycetes; Mucorales; Lichtheimiaceae
Exons: 3
Coding region: 1-1683 (560 amino acids)
Source: RefSeq, a predicted model, not a curated record
AUGUCAGCCUCACCCAACGUCGACGAUUCCCAAUCUGAACACCCCAAUGUACUUGCAUCGGCGACAGCGGACAAGAAGUGUGUGGAUUUCGUCAGCCAUUUGCCAUGGGAGAUCGUAAAGUGCAACAUUGUGCCACGAAUCUUGGGAGAGGGUCGUCCAGUAUUUCGUCUCCAUCGACCAUGCCCUUACUUGGAUCAUCUAUUUCAUUAUGAGGCGCGACCCAUGCGAUCAGGAGGCAUUGACAAGCGUAUCAGAACGGUGGCACCUUACAUCAAAACGUUAUCAAUGACAUGGUACAAUGACAAGAGUAUGGGCAUACAUUUAAAGUGUGAUACGCUUGUGGCAUUGACCAAGUUGACUAUUCGAGUUUCAGGAUCCCAAGGAGCAUUGCUGCAGCUACUGGAUAUCAGCCCAAAUUUGACUCAUAUGGAUAUCUUUUAUGUCGCCGAUAUCGAUACGCGCUUGUCAAUAUUCGAGUUAUUGGAUCGCUGCCCAAAGCUCAUUCGAUUGAGCCUUCUACUACCCGGCAAUGCCAUCAUGGAUACAACAACAACACGACAUGGUAGAACAUAUGACACCAUUACCCAUUUACAAGCUAUUUGCGAGGAUCAUAACAAAAACGGCACCUUUUCACCUCUCAUUCAACGUUUACCGAAUCUGCGCCUUUUAAGCUUGAAAUACCUGUCUUCCCUUCCAGCCUGGGGAAUCAGACAACACCAAUGUCAAAAGUUACAACAGCUAUACAUGAGCUCUCCUACUAUGACGUAUGAUGUCCAUGAUGAGGUCCAGUGCGAAGAUGAAUCACCGGGAUUGAGAGUAUUGUCCUUUGAUGGAAGAUACGAUAUGGGUUACAUCGCCAACAUUAUGAUACGACAUUCUGCCACACUUGAAUCGCUUGUAUUUCAAGAGCACACCUAUUUCAACACAUCGACAACCAGAUCAUGGGCAAAUCGCGACAUUCAAUUCAAUCAGCUUCGAUCGUUAAGCUAUGAAAAUGGUACUCAACGAGCUUUUAUCGACUUUAUGAAUUGGAUUAUCGAUCAUGCACCCAACCUUCGAUCAGUGGAGACAAUUCAUGGUGCGAUGCAACGCCAUCACUUGAAUAGCACUCUUCGCGAACGCCCAUUGCAGAGGAUUGGUUUCUACUCUACAUAUACUGAACAGCCAAGCGAGCACCAAUUUAUCCAACAUCAUGUACAGCUUGGAGCUGGAUCGCAUCUUCAGGAGAUCAAGUGCACUUUUUAUGAUUACAUACUCAAUGAUUCAUGGGUGGCACUCAUCCCAAGAUUGACAGAAUUGAAAACGAUCGAGCUAUGCUUUCACGACGAUGCCGAAGUGGAUGGAUUGGACGCUUUUAUCCAGCAAGUGGCGAAUGGUUGCAUUGGCCUCGAGAAAGUUAUCAUGAAGGCGUUCGAAUUUCCCUAUCACUAUGAUUGGAUUCGUCCUUUGGCUGAACACCCCAACCUACAGGAGCUGAUCAUUGAAAAGGAAGAUGAUACAUCUGCCAACCUCAUGCUCGGUGUGAACCACGAUAUCCCCUAUGAUCUUUUAAUCGCUCUGGAAUCGUUUACACAUCUCAAAACGCUGCACCUCAAGUAUGAUAUUAGCAAUUGGGAUCGGGUUUUCGCAUUGAAAAGAAAAGUACCGACAUUGAUGUACACAGAGAGAUAUGAUCCCAUCUAA